AAGGUGGAGGAUUGCAGGUGUUCAGAGGAAAGUUCACUGUGACAACUUUAGGACAGAGAGCUGUAAUUAAAAAGUCCUGUAUCAAUCUUGUGACUUCCAUCUGAGCAAAGGAAUUUAUUUCAUUUUCUAGAUACCUACCCAAGUUCCAUAAGCUGCAAGUGUUAGAGCGUAUGCUUAGAUACUGUCUGGAAUGGGGCGAAAUGUGCAGCAGACGGGCCUUCAACUGUGCAUUACUGCUGUGCUGCUCCUUGGUGAAGGACGAGGGAGAGAUUUCCCUGGCAGUCUGAGCUGCCUGAAUAACUACGUGACUACUGUGAGCUGCACGUGGGCACCAGAGGAGCCUGUGGGUGAUGGACCUUUCCAUCUGCAUUUCACAAACCUCUGGUCAAAGGGCCAAAAUGCCAGCUGCCAGCUGACUGCCAGAGACAGCAUGCGGGAUCAGUACCACUGCACGAUGCACUUAGCAAGACAGAUCUUGGAAACAGAUGGUUACAGAGUCUCUCUCCAAGGCAACUUCUAUGGAAGCAAUCACACAUACAUUACCUUUCAGGAGUACAGUCCCCGCCAGCACAUAAAACUUGAUCCACCUUUGAACAUCCAGAGCAACGUUACUGCCAACAAGUGUCAGAUAUGGUGGACUGUGCCUUCCUACCUUGAUGAAAUUCUCCAGUACCAGUUGCAGUACAAGGAGUACAGCACGUCAUGGGAGACUGCACAGAACAAGACACCACCCAGUUCACUACCACAAAUAGAAAUUGAAGGCACAGAAUUUCGCAGUGGCAUCUCUUACAUUGCACGAGUUCGCUGCAAAAUUUCUGAAAUUGAGGAUUCAUACCACAGUCAGUGGAGCGACUGGAGCCAGACAACAGUAUUUCAAAGAGAAGGUUCAUCCGAACUGUCUGAAAACCACUUUGAUACCAGAACAUUCGAGUUCUUGAUCAUUCCUCUGAGUUUUGGCACGCUACUCUAUUUAUUUUGGAACUGCAAGCUUUCCUCAAGGGCAAAAGUCCUCUCCUGCCUUAAUAUUCCCACACCAGCUGCUUUCUUUCAGCCACUCUAUAAUUUGCACAAUGGUAAUUUUAAGGACUGGGUUGGACCCAAUGAGGCUUGUAGCCAACUCAAAAGAGAAGAGGCAAGCAACUCAAACAAAGUGGCUGCAGAUGAAGUUUCUGAGCUAAACAUCCAAGAACUGAUUUCCCAGAUUUCCUUGAAACCUAUGGAAAGCACAAAUUUGGCUGCUGAAGAAGAGAUAAUUGCCUUUGCCUCUGGUCCAAGCCAGCAGCUUGUCCCCAGCAGAUGUGUAAGAGGAGAAGAGAUAGAAGUCAGGCCAGCAGUGCUGGUAAACCAAAACCAUGCUAAUGAUACAAUUGGCCUGAAAAUCUCUGAAAAAAUUAAAGCCAACCUUGAGAGCUCUAGCAUGGGAAGGAGUUAUCCCUCCCACUUACAGCCUGGAAAGAGCGACUGCCUUAUGCUUCAGGAAUCUUUGGAGAUGGCAAGUGUGUCAUUCAGCAGUAGUGACUAUUGCACCUUGUGUGAUAGUGAUACCACUGAAGGUUUGAUUCCUGCUGAACUAUUGAAGCUCUCUGAUGGAAAUGGUCUGGUCAAAUGUGAGAAUGAUCAGAAUGACCUUCCCUGAGGAAGAUAUCUGUGUUGCCCUCUCAUUUCCCAGUAGUGUCUUCUCAAAUGGCUUAAAUGGUGACUGUGCAGACAAUUACAAUCACGUAAUUAGAUCCCUUUUUAGACCAAGGUCUCGGUCUGGCUUGAAUCAGUAUUUCCAAAUUUCAGAUCUUCAGAAUGAGAAGAAUGCUUCCUAAUAUUGUCAAAUCAGAUGCAUUUUAAAUCUCUCAUAUCUACACAGCCCUUGCAUAUGAACGUGUCUGCACAGAAAUUGAACCAGUUUCAUGAAGUCUUGUUUGCUUUAAGAAGGUAUUCUGAACUGUUAUUACUAGCAAAAGUGUAAUGUGAAGAAUUAUAUUCAGAUACAAACAUAAGGAGCAGUAGGUCAGGCUAUGGGGAGAAUCUAAAACUUAAGAUAGUGAAGCAAAAGCAAAUAGAGAGAUUGAAUGUGGU
This is a messenger RNA of Meleagris gallopavo (turkey), 2070 nucleotides long. RefSeq names its product interleukin-9 receptor-like. Gene Ontology annotation, cellular component: membrane; external side of plasma membrane. Gene Ontology annotation, molecular function: protein binding; cytokine receptor activity. The record is from RefSeq and is a predicted model, not a curated record. NCBI's taxonomy places the organism in Eukaryota, Metazoa, Chordata, Aves, Galliformes, Phasianidae. Gene Ontology annotation, biological process: cytokine-mediated signaling pathway; immunoglobulin mediated immune response.